This is a messenger RNA of Trypanosoma cruzi, 702 nucleotides long. Its product is annotated as U2 splicing auxiliary factor, putative. Gene Ontology annotation, molecular function: zinc ion binding; pre-mRNA 3'-splice site binding. The record is from RefSeq and is a predicted model, not a curated record. Gene Ontology annotation, cellular component: U2AF complex; spliceosomal complex. The transcript has a single exon. Gene Ontology annotation, biological process: mRNA splicing, via spliceosome. Lineage: Eukaryota; Euglenozoa; Kinetoplastea; Trypanosomatida; Trypanosomatidae. The coding region runs from base 1 to 702 and encodes 233 amino acids.
AUGUAUCAGGAUCGCUGCAUUUUCUUUUCCAAAAUGGGCGCCUGCCGCCACGGUGAUCACUGCACGAAGGUCCAUGUGCGCCCGACGUCGUCUCCGACCGUUCUCUUUCCGAUGAUGUACCCGAACCCGAUGGCGAUUGAGCACAUUCAGGAUCGCCAGUGGGACUUUCAUUUUGACCGAAAGUAUUUGAAGCGGCACUUUGAGCACUUUUACAAGGAAACAUGGCGCACCUUCAUGGAGCUAGGCAGAAUUGCAGAGCUGCGUGUUGUGAGCAAUCUGGGUGACCACCUCCUCGGGAAUGUGUACAUUCGCUUUGAAGAAGCCGCGGACGCGUCUCACAUUGCGCGGGAACUAAAGGCGAAAAAGUUAAACGAAAUUAUUCUUCUUCCGGAGCUGAGUCCUGUCACCAACUUUGCCGACGCCUGCUGCAAGGAAGAUCUUGAGGGGAAGUGUGGACGCGGGGCACAGUGCAACUAUCUGCACAUCAUCAAAGUCUCCCGCAAGCUCAUGGAGAAGUUGGAGAAGGAGCAGGCGAAGUACUGGAAGAAGAAGGAGAAACAUAGCCGAGGAAGUGACCGCAAGCGAGAACGCUCGAAGGAUCGCGGCAGGGAGCGUUCCAGAUCGCCAAGACCGCAUCCAAGUGAUUUGUGCCACAUAUGCGGCAAGAGUGGCCAUAUCUCUCGGGAUUGUCCCUUGAAGUAG